Messenger RNA from Halichondria panicea, 1035 nucleotides. Its product is annotated as DNA-directed RNA polymerase III subunit RPC7-like. Lineage: Eukaryota; Metazoa; Porifera; Demospongiae; Suberitida; Halichondriidae. The transcript has 2 exons. Gene Ontology annotation, biological process: transcription by RNA polymerase III. Bases 223 to 966 code for a protein of 247 amino acids. The record is from RefSeq and is a predicted model, not a curated record. Gene Ontology annotation, cellular component: RNA polymerase III complex.
AUUUUAUAACUUUAUUGUCCCUAUACCAUUUUCCUAAAAUCAACACAUCUGAGUGUAGGAUUGGACAGGUCCUCUCUAGAUGUACUGCUGAAGUAUGUGAGAGCUAAAGAGAUUGACAUUGACGAAAAGAACCACCUAACCGAGUUGAGUGGCAGUGGAAGUGAUCAGUAGUCACCAGUACGUUGGGUGUACGUGUUUGUCCGUUAACUUGUCAGUGUGAGCAUGAGCAGAGGAAGGGGGCGGGGCAGAGGGAGGGGGAAACCCUUCGCGAACAUGGAGGGUAUUGGGCUCGCACCAGGCGCAGCCGCUCCUCCACCCAUUCUGAAACCACCACCACUUUACCCAGUUCUCGAACGGAAACCUAUGGAAAUGAAAAUUGAUGAUGUCAGCAAAUAUCUGUACUCGAUCAAGCAGGAAUUUCGACAGCACAUGAAGCAAAGCCCAUUUCAUCUUAAGAAAGAUCGUGUGAAGGCUUCGAUUGAUCGCUACUCUGAUAAAUAUCAGGAGGCUACAAAUGACAAAGCAGAAGAAACGUUACCAUGGAAAACAGAAUGGUCUUACUUCCCUGAAGAACUACAACUCAAAAAAAAGCGAAAAAUUAUUAAGAGAGUCGUGAAAACCAAACUGAGUACCGUAAAACGCAAAAAGAGAAAAAUAAAGCAAAAAAUUGAGUCUGAGAGUGACUCUGAUUCUGCUACUCCUUUGAAAAAACGAAAGGUGACUUUUGAAGAUUCUGACGUUGUCACACCCAAAGACAAAGACGUGUUGAAAAAGCUGAAAGAACUUGAGAAAACGGAGGGUAGUGAUGACAAUGCCUCAGGGGAGGAGGCAAUUAGUGGAGACGAGGAAUAUUACGACGAAGUGAUUGAAGAGGAAGGAACUGACUACAACCAGACGUACUUUGAUAAUGGAGAGGAUUUUGUAGAGGAGGACAAUUUGGAAGAGAACGAAGGACCUUAUUACUAGUUGUUGUUGUGUUUUUGAUUUGAAAUCAGACUUUUGUACCAAUCUCAUCAAUUAUUGAACCAAACUGAA